AGUGGGGAGGGUCAGAAGUGGCUAAUUUGUCAGCGAUACAGACACAUAUCACUUCAGUGAGCGCGACACAAGCCAACAUGAACUACAACUGGGUUGGUGCCGCCGUACUCAUCCUCAUAGUCAUCAUAUCAGGUGGUGAUGCGAGGAGGGGACGAGGCAAAGGUCGGACAAAGAGCAGGGUCCAAAUCGGAAUGCCCAUCAAUGGCAAGUACCGAGAUCCAGAGUCUGACCAAUAUUACAACAAUAACGAUGGAGCGAAAAUUAUCGUGGCAUCUCAUUUUGAUUUUGAAUUUGUGCUCGGACACAAAAUAGUGUUUCUUUGCACUGCAAAGGGGAAGCCUCGUCCACAAAUCACUUGGUACAAAGAUGGAGUUGAGCUCUAUGCUCACGCAUUUCUGCAUGUUCACGAGUGGGAACUGGGAAAGGACAGAAUGAAGUCAAAGUUGGAAAUCGAUCCAGCAACCCAAAUGGACGCUGGAGUUUACGAGUGCUUUGCAGACAACAAGUUCUCUAUUGACAGACGCACUUUCAAAACAGACUUCAGCAUUGCCUUUGAUUAGAGUGUGGCCCCAAGAUUCUCUCCGCAGCGUGCGCAUUACGUAUUCAAAUGCAGCAAUGAAACACAACGGCGAGUCCAUUCAUAACUACUCUCUUCCUGCCCGCUGGCAACGCAAAGUACAACAACCAUCUGGCAUUAUAGCGGCUGCCCGCUUUUUGACCAAAUAAUACAAUUAAUCCUAAUAUUUUGUUGCUCGCUCUUUCCUGUAAACGGAACAAUAAAAAUGCUCUAUUUACAAAUUUAAAA
Cloeon dipterum is the source of this 805-nucleotide messenger RNA. Its product is annotated as immunoglobulin domain-containing protein oig-4-like. Gene Ontology annotation, biological process: synapse organization; homophilic cell-cell adhesion. The transcript is spliced from 4 exons. Gene Ontology annotation, molecular function: axon guidance receptor activity. NCBI's taxonomy places the organism in Eukaryota, Metazoa, Arthropoda, Insecta, Ephemeroptera, Baetidae. The record is from RefSeq and is a predicted model, not a curated record. Gene Ontology annotation, cellular component: axon; neuronal cell body; plasma membrane. The coding region runs from base 78 to 560 and encodes 160 amino acids.